AUGGCGAACGUACAUACGCUGAAUGAGAUAAAUAAUGGAGCACCCUUAGUAUCUGGCAAUAAACUUGGAGAUUCGCCAUUUAAUCGAUAUCCAUCUAGCCGAACUGAGCUUGAGAACCAAGUUACUUGUUUAAAAUAUGAUCUAGAUAUUGCUUUAAGCUCAGGUAUUCAGCUUGGCACUAGAAAUAGUCUCCUGAUAAAAAAUAACGAAAGUUUUUCAAAGCGUGUAUGCCAGCUUGAAGAUGAGUUGACGCAGUCAAGGCAAAACGUUGAGCUAAAGAAUGUUGACUUAGAUCUGAAGGAAGACGAAUUAAGCGAAAAAAAGGGUGAAUUAAUGCGGUUGAGGGAUGAAUUAACCUCAACACGAAUAGAAUUGAUAAAUAAUAAAGAAGAAUUAAUGCAGAUGAGAGAUAAUUUGUCCUCAGUACAAAAAACAUUAUCCGAGAAAGAGAUCCUCCUUCAAGAAGCUAAUGAUUGUUUAGCCGAGCAGAUCCCAAAAACAUCCAGCGAGUCUGAAGUGCUUGGAGACGUUAAAGGACUGGAGAAAGGUAACGAAAUCACUAGCCCCGAAAUUACCUUAUUCCUCAUUUUUUCAGCAUGCAAUCAUCUUCAUAAUAGUAUUACUAAUCAUAUACAUCUUGUGGUGCGUUAUGCAUUUCCAAUCCGAUACGCAGAAGAACCAAAAGACAGGACUACCUCCUAUGAAACUUUACCUUAUGGAUAUGGAUGA
Molecule: messenger RNA, 729 nt
Organism: Ambispora gerdemannii
Lineage: Eukaryota; Fungi; Glomeromycota; Glomeromycetes; Archaeosporales; Ambisporaceae
Source: the annotation of a GenBank genome assembly